CGUACACUGUAAUACAAUUGUUUUUUUUUCUUCCAUAAUGUUAUACGAAGCGACAAAAGUUGAAAGAAAGUAUUGCAGUUUGAAAAGAUGAUAAGGAGGAAAAUUUACACUAUGACGAGAAGUUGCAUAACUAAUGAUCUUUUGCUCCCUUAUUUGCAACUAGUGAGAUAAAAAUGUGUAUUUUGUAUACAGGAGAAGCCCAACUCUAACGAUAACACUUCUCUUUCCUUUAGGAUCAGUAAAUUUUGCAACAGCAUAAUGGCCACUAUUACAACUGUCAUGCUACCAUAUAUGAUUAUGAUUUUCUUGUUUUUUGGCAUCGCCAAUGCCUUUCUUCGUCCUGUCUCAGACGCUCAAACUUUCGACAUUGUUAAUAUCGAAUAUCUUACAGAGGGUCAAAAACUAGGCGUUGCCGAAUGUACAUUAUCAAAGGUUCUCACAGCAGAUGAAAUUCAGAAAAGCGAGAAGGAGCUUCAGUGUCUGCACCUGCCGAUGUUGGUUAGCAACGGUGAUAAUGCCGGUACACAAAAAAUGGCAGAUUAUUGUGCCUUUGGACAAAAUGAAAAGAUUGCCAAAUGCUCUGAUAUUGCUGAGGUCUGUGAAAAGAAACUCGGUGGUAGAAUAACCUUGGCAAGUGCUACUUGCUCAGAAAUAGUGCAUCGUCAAACAACCAACCCAAAAUAGGAAACUUUAAACAACAUAGUGAAUGAGAUUCGAGCAUAUAAAGGCAAGAUAAUAAGUUUUUUUAGAAGGCACUACACUAUUGCUUUGUUAUACGGAAUGGCAU
Mycotypha africana is the source of this 787-nucleotide messenger RNA. RefSeq lists its product as uncharacterized. NCBI's taxonomy places the organism in Eukaryota, Fungi, Mucoromycota, Mucoromycetes, Mucorales, Mycotyphaceae. The record is from RefSeq and is a predicted model, not a curated record. The coding region runs from base 259 to 684 and encodes 141 amino acids. The transcript has a single exon.